This is a messenger RNA of Styela clava, 2060 nucleotides long. RefSeq lists its product as uncharacterized. The record is from RefSeq and is a predicted model, not a curated record. Lineage: Eukaryota; Metazoa; Chordata; Ascidiacea; Stolidobranchia; Styelidae.
UCUAUUUUCCUUUAAAUAGUCUCUUCAUUCCAGCUCUAUUCACUAUUUGUAAAAUACCAAUUUUUCAGAAGAAUAGUUAUUAUGCCCGAUGACACAAACAAACAAACGGGCUUUGUGACACGUUCGCCUGAGUCGCGUAUUAGCGAUAUGUGGGUUACGACAGACUCCGAUAACUUCGAACAAGAUCAAAACCACGCGGAUGACGGUGUUACUGAUGCAUUGGAUAUGUCAAUAAAACUUGAACAAUCCAGACAGACCAAUGUGGAAAUGGGUGGUGAAAUUUGGAUGUCGUCUGGAGCGUCAAGAGUGCCGUUUACGAAGCGAGAGAAAGAAUUCCUAUGCGCUCUGAUCCAAAAGCAUGUUUAUACUAAAGUUGGGGAACAAUGCGAUAUGUCAAAUUUGGGAUCUUUCAACCAAAAAAAUAUGUCAACGUUUUGUCGGGUUCCAAAUGCGGCAUGGAAAGCGAUAGAAACGGAAUUUAAUGCCAAAGAAAAUGUGCGUCCAAGAAGCGUAAAGCAAUUGAGAAAAUGUUGGGAGAAUCUCAAACACAGAGGCAAUAUCGACCCUGCUGCAUUGUACAGCGGGAAGAAAUUAUUUGCCCGAACGUCUAUGAGUGGUGCAUUCACAUUGACCGCUGCUGGCGAGGAAGGAAACAAUGAACCGGCCCCAUCGUCAUCCACGGCAGAACCACCAUCUGAUCAGGGAUCUUUCGUUGAAACAUCUUUUAAUGAGGAAGCCUCUUCAAAUCAAGACCAUUCUAUAGUUCAAGCUAUUGAGUCCUUCUCACCAGACGUUUCACCAAAUAGUUACAACACUGAUACUAAUGUCCCAACGAACCUAAACGGCGUUGAAGAAAACCUCUUUCGCCUUGGCGGCGAUCACACUACAAGCGUAGCUGCAAUAACCUCUUCAUCUUUGGCUGCGUCGCAACUGAUUGCAUCUUUCUCGCGGUCAUUAAACACUCCAUCUCAAUUUGGUAGUCCUGCAGUUCGACCAGCUUCCAAUCGCCUGCAAAGGAUCACAAACGUUAGAACCGUGAGAUCCUUGAAGCCAAUGCAUACCCAGCCUCCGCGGCGUCGAUUAACUCCAGAACACAAUCGAGAGCAUUUGACUGGUCCGCGAGCCAAUUCGAAUUUCUCAAUGUUGAACAAAACUAAUAGUCAACGCAUACAUGGAAUGAAAAUGAAGCUCAUGUCUGCUAGGAUUAAGGAACACGAAGCGAACAUAGAAAAGGUCAACAUGCAAAUGCAACAGGCCCAAGCUCGUCAUGACGUCACCAUGCGCUUAUUGCGCACAAAGGCUGCUUGGUACGAUGCUCAUUUACGCAAGUUGGAAAAACAACUUCAAGAUGGGGACGUUUCGCUCGUGGGCGAAGAUGACGAGGAAUAUUUAGGUGACAGUUUUAACGAACUUGAAAUGCAAUAUGAAGAAGAUUGAAGAACAUUUAUUAAAUCCUUUCUUUGCGAUUAAAUUUGAUGGGGUGUACAAAAUUUCAUCAAAUUUUUUUUUUGAAACAUUUUUAGCAUACUUUUUGUUUUUGUUUUUCCCUUUUGUUCUCAGACCAUUACUGAUGUUCUCGUUGUUGGAUACUUUUGUUUUAGUUGUUUUUCAUGACUUUUUCUACUAUUCUCUUUAGUUAACUGUAAUCAGAGUAAUUUUUGCUUUAUGAUAGAAUUAUAUCAUGUGAUUACGUUUUAGAGUACCGAUCCUCUGUCCACAAACAUAUAUUAAAUAAUAGUAUUUAAUUUAACGUUUUCAUUGAUAUAUAUGUAAAUAUUCUAACGGAACGAUAUAUAAAAAGCGCCAAAUAAAUUAAAAGGAAAACCUUGGGAGGUUUUCAAACAAAUAACGUUGUUUAUGUAACUAGUACAAAUGGCUCCACAAAAAUGUCUCCCAACGAUUUUUUCAACAUAAAUUUGUUUGUCAUUUUCAAACUCAAAGAUAUACACGCCUGAACAUACCAUCGCAGACUGGGCAUUUAACGAAAAAUCUGAUUGCCGUCAAGUGUUCUUUUUUUGUCUAUUUUCUAUUCUGUACAAUACACAAGUUAUUUCAUGCUA